UCAAAAGUACAGAGACAGAUAAUAUCUGUGGUUUCUCUGCACUCUGGAGGCUCUCACAUUUUGCUAAUAGCACCAACCUCACCACUGUGUGCACACAUUCAGAGGGACUUCGCCUCGAAGUAAACACAGAAUCUCUUCACCACUAACCUUGAUUAUUUUUACCUGGACACACCAUGUCUGGAGGAAUGAAGCUGCAAGUCCUUCUGAUGAAUUUCAUUAAUUAUUUACUGCUGACGAGCCAAGAAGAAGAUACACAGGACUCAAAUUUUGACUUAAAAGAUUUUUGGGAAGACUCCAACACCACUUACGAAUAUCCAGAUGUCCCGGGUAGUGAUCCCUGCGAAACACACAUUCCAGGAUUCAGCUCUUUAGCCCUGAUGGUGGUCUAUAUGAUCGUGUUUGUCAUCGGCCUGGUGGGAAACAGUGUGGUGGUCUACGUUGUAUGCUCUAUGAGUAAAGGUAGAACCAGCACAGAUAUCUACCUGAUGCACCUUGCCUUGGCUGACCUCCUCUUCUCCAUCACCCUCCCUUUCUGGGCUGUUGACUCUCAUCACGGUUGGAUCUUUGGCAACAUCCCAUGCAAGCUCUUCUCAGGCUUCAAGGAGGCAUCUGUUUACAGCGGGGUCUUCCUGUUGGCCUGCAUCAGUGUGGACCGGUACAUUGCUAUUGUGAAAGCCACACGAGUGAUGUCAUCCCGCCACCUUCUGGUGAAGGUGGUCUGCUGUGUUGUGUGGCUGAUAUCCAGUUUGCUGUCUCUACCUGUAGUAAUUCAAAGAGAGAGCUUCUAUGCUCCUGAUCUGAACCAGUCCAUUUGCUACGAGAAUCUAACAGGGGAAAGCAGCGACCGGUGGCGGGUAGGCAUCCGAGUUCUGAGGCACACCUUGGGCUUUUUCCUGCCCCUGUUGGUGAUGGCCGUCUGCUAUGGCUGGACGCUGGUGACUCUGUAUAACACGCGCAACCAGCAGAAGCAUAAGGCCAUGCGUGUCAUCCUGGCAGUGGUGGUGGCGUUUAUUCUCUGCUGGCUGCCUUACAACAUCACUGUGCUGAUUGACACCCUUUCCCGAGGUCAGACAAUUGAACUAGACUGCAAUACCCUCUACAGACUAGAGAGCAUGCUGGAGGUGACCAAGGUAUUUGCCUUCAUGCACUGCAUGGUGAACCCUGUGCUGUACGCCUUCAUCGGACAGAAGUUUCGGAACGAGUUGCUAACGGCUCUUUACAAACAGGGCAUCAUUAGCAAGAAGCUCUGGGUGUCUUACAGGAAGGGCUCUGCUGGCAGCUUGGCGAGCUUCAGGUCAAGAAACACCUCUAUGUCAGCUUGAAUUCACCUUGAUGUUUGGUUAUUUGACCCUCCCCACAAAAAUAGAGGUACAUAGAGGGUAUUACCGUUGAGCUGCAGUCAUGUAAAAACUAGAUUAUACAACACUUAAUUAUUUACCAAAAAAAGGGCUCUAUGUCACAUUACUCAUUCAGCAGCAAAUCCGACCCUCUCAAAUUACAUAGACAAGUUUUUGUAAAAAGCAACCCAUAAAGGAGAAUAGAGGACCUCGCCUUUUCAGCCAGGCCAACAAUUUCCUUUAACGAGCCCCCCUUUCAGACACUUAGAAGGGGCAUUGCAGUCUAACAAAAGAAGCCAAACGACCUCCAUUCCAAAGGGGUGGACCCAUUCAUCUGUUUC
Messenger RNA from Cyprinodon tularosa, 1678 nucleotides. It is a transcript of the gene cxcr2, whose product is annotated as chemokine (C-X-C motif) receptor 2. The coding region runs from base 174 to 1322 and encodes 382 amino acids. The transcript is spliced from 2 exons. Gene Ontology annotation, biological process: immune response; neutrophil chemotaxis; G protein-coupled receptor signaling pathway. Lineage: Eukaryota; Metazoa; Chordata; Actinopteri; Cyprinodontiformes; Cyprinodontidae. Gene Ontology annotation, cellular component: membrane. The record is from RefSeq and is a predicted model, not a curated record. Gene Ontology annotation, molecular function: C-X-C chemokine receptor activity.